ACAUUUGACCUAGAAUAGAUGUGGGAGAGAGAGGGAGAGCCCUUCCUGUAUACAGACGAGUGUUACAUGAGCUGCUGGGCUCAUUCCAGGGUUUGUGUAGAGCUGGGAGUGACAGUGCAAGUGCCUGAGCAGAGCGCUGCGUUCAGCUUCAGGGCAAGUCAAACCCACACAACAACAAAAAGCUGAACUGAAUGUUUGGAAUUUAAAAAACGUGAAAGCAAAAUGGCUGAAGAAGGAAUCUUGCAGGAGAUCUUCACUUCUCCUUUAAAUAUAUGCCUCCUGUGCCUGUGCCUGUACUUGCUGUACAAAAUACUGAGGGGAGACAAACCCCAAAGCAAUGAGAACACUGAGGAGCAGCUACCAAAAAUGAAGAAGCGAGAUUUUACCCGGGCUGAGCUUCAAGAGUAUGAUGGUGUACAAAAUCCUAGGAUUCUAAUGGCCAUCAGUAACAAAGUGUUCGAUGUGACUCGAGGGAAAAAGUUUUAUGGUCCAGAUGGGCCUUAUGGGAUCUUUGCUGGACGAGAUGCAUCAAGAGGGCUUGCAACAUUUUGUUUGGAUAAAGAUGCUCUCAAAGAUACUGAUGACGACUUAUCUGAUCUAACAGCGACGCAGAAGGAGACCUUGAAUGACUGGGAGGAACAAUUUACUUUCAAGUAUCACCAUGUUGGGAAACUUCUGAAGGCUGGCGAAGAGCCAACAGAAUACACAGAUGAUGAAGAUGCAAAAGAUUCUUCGGACUCGAAGAAGAAAAACUAAGUCUACUUAGGUUUAUUAUUUUGAUUAAGUAACUGUAGCAUUGGUAUCUGUCCUGAUUUCUUUGAGCAGCACAACAACCUUUUAGGAGGAAAAUAUUGAGCACAUUUUUGUAUCUUUGGAAGCCUGAGCAGUCUUCAAAAAUUGUACAGUCUUGGGAGAUUUGUCUUGAAUCUGAAGUCAAAUGUGUCAUCAUUUCAGCUACUACAACAAUGGGGUAUAUUUAUCAAAGAGUGAAGUUAGAGAUUGCCUCUAGAGUGAAAUUCCGCCACUCUCCAUCAUUUGUAUGGGAUUUUUAAAAGAGUAUUUAUCAAUGGGUGAAAUUUCAUCCUUUGAUAUAUACACCUUUCAAAAUCCCAUAGAAAUGAAUGAAGAGUGUUGGAAUUUUACUCUAGAGGACUGUGGCGAUCUCUAAUUUCACUUUUUGAUUAAUAUACCCAAAUGUCUUUUGUGUAUAUCACCUUUUAGAAUAACUAGUUUGUUAUUGGUGUGGCGUCUAACUCACAAAGAUUAACUAAACUAAAGACUUUUUUUGGUAUAAAAUGCAGAAAUAAUAGUUUUGAAGCAUGUAGAUUAAAGUAGAAAGAGCAGGCAAAAGGCUUCGACUUGUACCAGUAGACUCCUUUUUGGAUUCAGCUAGAGCAAGAGCAUUGAAUAUCUUAGUCUGCUUCUGCAACAUAUACAUAUAGAAUAGCAGUUAUUUUUAUGCAAGCCUGCAUCACUGUUAAUUUAUCCAUGCAGUUUAAAUGUAUCCAUGCAGUAUACUUUUUCAAAGGUGGGAUUGAAAGGUCUGAUGCUCCCAAAGGCAUUAGGCAGUCUAUAUACCAAAAAAGUACAUUACCUUACCUUUAAGAACUAGAAUAAUACUAAUUAUAAUAGUAAUAAUAAUUUAGUACUAGAAUAAUACUUGUCACAAAUUUCAGGUUGGGACAGAAGACUCUAAGCUUUUUUUAAUUUUAGAUUGUCGAAACAUUCUUUUAAGUUGGGGUUUGGAUGAAUUUUCCGUAAAGUGAUAAAUUAAUCUAAAGGUUUGCUUCUGUGCAAUGUCUCCUCAUGGCGACCACUAAAAAACUGACAUUGAGGACCCACGCACACAACGCUUAAAUGUAGACAAUGCUAAAUAUUGUAGUUAUUAUACAGGACCAAUGUUGGGAAAUCAGGAAGGCUCAUGGGAAAUAACCUAGGCUGUGCCUUCUGAGGGACUCUGCCUUUAUGGGAGAAGACACUGUCCGUUGUUCCCUGUUUGUAUCACCUCCUUUACAAAACCAACUUCACUUACACAUGACAGAUGCCUCUUUAUAACACUAGAUUUGCCUUUAUUUAAAGUAGUUAUGGACCAUUGUAUUUUACUUUGUCAUGUAAUUCAGCAUCUGGUGCAAGCUAAAGGGAAACUUCUGAAUUGUUCAGUAUAAAAAUAUUAACUGGGUAAAUAGAUAGUAUGUACAAAAUAAAAAACAUUUCUAAUAUUUUUUUUGGCAUAAAUGUGAUGUAUAAAGGUUGAAGUGACUCUAUGUCCAACAGAACACUACUUGCUGUACAGCUCUCUUGGUUUCCACUCAUUGGUUACCAGGCAGUAACCAAUCAAUGACGUGAGGGGGGUCAUAACUUUUGCCUUUGAAUCUGAGCUGAAUGCUGAGGAUCAAAUGCAAACUCACGGAACAUUUAUGUCCCAUGUGCCCCCCUCCCCUUCAAGUCGCAGACUAACUCCGAGUUAGAGAGCUGAUAAGCAGGAAGUAGUGUUCUGGCUAUUAUGUUAGACAUUCAGUCACCCCAGCCUUUAUAGAUGACAUUUUUGUCUAACUAACUAUAUUAGAAACAUUUUUUAUUUUGCACAUACAAUCUAUUACCUAGUUUUACACGGAACUGCUCCUUUAAGUACUAGUGAAGUACAGUGCGGAAAGUCUGCACGGACAGAUAAUUCGAAAUAAUAAAAAAAAUCUAGCCUUAGAAUUUUGGUUGCUGGGGAUCACUACACCCACUUACAGAGUUGCUUUGAUUACUUUCCUUCACAGGAUACUUAAGCUGUUUUUUAGAGCGUUCUCUUUAAGUGCCUUUUGCAUUUUGGCCUCUUGCCCACUUUCCAACAGCAUGUGAACCGGAAACGAUUAGAAUUCAUCUCUUUUUACAGAAAAAUUAUGUGCAAUUUAAAUAAACAACUAGACAAGUGAUAUGCAAACCUGUUCCAGGAACCAUUUUUUGGAUGUGCAGAUGAAUAAAAAAUUAUGCAGUUACUACUUAUCUGCCUAUUUUUGGGUUGGUGAAUGCUGAGCACAGUUAAAUAGCUUCUAGGGACCAUUGUGGGUCUAUACUAUUAAACACGUUUUGAGUUAGUAGUACCAGUUUGCUAGCAUUGCUAGUACUGACCUCGUGCAGUACUUUCUGUAAGAAGAUAAUGAUAUGACAGGUAUUUGUAGGUGGGAGCAUAAUCCCUGUUUCUGAAGUGUAAUGAUAACAUUAUUCCUUUAUUCUGGGACCAGGGUUGACAAAUCUGUUUUCUGGAACAUAUUCCAAAUACUGUAGUACUUUCAAAAGUCACCUGGAAAAUAUUUAGAAAGCAGAUUAGUUUAUAAAUAUUGCAAACAUAUUGUGUUUUUUGGCUGCAAACACUUGAGAAUUAAGUAAAUAAAAAGUCAAUUAAG
Messenger RNA from Xenopus laevis (African clawed frog), 3392 nucleotides. RefSeq names its product progesterone receptor membrane component 1 L homeolog (gene pgrmc1.L). Gene Ontology annotation, cellular component: endoplasmic reticulum; membrane; mitochondrial outer membrane. The coding region runs from base 223 to 756 and encodes 177 amino acids. The record is from RefSeq and is a predicted model, not a curated record. NCBI's taxonomy places the organism in Eukaryota, Metazoa, Chordata, Amphibia, Anura, Pipidae. The transcript is spliced from 4 exons.